GAAGAAAGGGAACGGUCACAUUGCGGUUUCGACCGAGCUGAUCUUGAUGCCUCAUCUGUAUGGUGGGUGGAUGGCGAUGGCGUGAACCGUGGACUCAUUUCAGACUGUCAGUUAAGCCGUAGAAAUGAGGUGGUAUAUAAGGGAUACCAAUCCUCGGAUAUCACAUCGCAACUCAGCCUUGCCUUGCCUUCUUCCUCACUUUCGAACCUAGCACCUACAUACACACAUACAUACCACCUACCUUAUAUUACCCUUGUAAGGAAAAAGAAAAGAAAAUGCAUCCCCUCAAAAACAUCCUCCGCCUAUCCUUCCUCCCCCGAACCCGCACCCGACCCUGGAAGGGCAAAUCCGUCGAGAUCGACUACUGCAGCGUCCACUGCCACAACGAAUACCACAUCCCCAGCGGGACUGCUGCUUUCCCUCUCCCUCCUCUUCCCCCUGCUAGUGAUGGCAGAGUCACCGUCACAGUCAACAAUGUCGGUGACGACAGCGGCAGCCCCUCGCUCUUCAGCGCCUCGGCCUGCGACUCAGACUCGGACUCGGACUGCGAUUCCGAGGUGGCGGUGAACGAAAGCGCGCUGGACCUGGACCUAAACCGGGACCUGCAUCCCCUCGGCGUCGGGGCCAGCAGUCGGGCAGGCCUGGUGCGCGUCGUCAGUUGGGCGAGUAUUCUAAGCCAUCGGUGUCGGUGGACGAGGCGGCAGGAACGCGAUCUUGCGAUCGCGGAGCGCGAGCAAGCAUAGAUCAAAGCCCUAACGGAGGAAAAAGAAGCGCAUGAAGGCUUCCUGCACCAGCGCGCCAAACAGCAGGAUGAUGAGCAGCAGCUGUUUCGCAAGUCGUGGGAUCGGCGACGUUCGAGCGAUGAGCAGCACAGGCGACAGUCGUUUUCGAGUCCGAGUCACGGAGAGAGUCGAUUGCGAAGGAGGCUGAGGAGGCAGGGGACUACAUAGGGGGGGAGGAGGGACAUUGGAAGGCUGGUCCUUCUUUUGAUGGGUUCUUUGAUUCAUUCUUUUGUUUUUCUUUCUUUUGUGAAUAUGAUUUGGUGAAAAGGAUUGAACCGAGGUCGGUUGCUGGGACGAAUAUUGUAU
This is a messenger RNA of Aspergillus steynii IBT 23096, 1088 nucleotides long. RefSeq lists its product as uncharacterized. The transcript has 4 exons. The record is from RefSeq and is a predicted model, not a curated record. The coding region runs from base 276 to 743 and encodes 155 amino acids. NCBI's taxonomy places the organism in Eukaryota, Fungi, Ascomycota, Eurotiomycetes, Eurotiales, Aspergillaceae.